GAGUAUAUAAACCGGCGAGUUCGCUCACUAAAAGCACAUUCACGGUAGCAUUCACAAGCCAAUUCAACCAUGAAAGCCGCUCUACUUAUCCUUUGUCUGGCCGUCUUCAUGGCGCUCUAUGCCGCUGACUACGUGUGCGAACGCGAUGGCAACAAUCAACCCGAUUGCAGCAACUCCAGCAACGUGGAAGUCCCAAUCCGUAACUUCUGGGAUCCCACCCGCUACUGGUGGUGCAACUCCACUAGCUCAACUGCCUAUGGCAUUCAGUGUCAGCCGAAUGGUAACACCACCACGGGAUUCGAUUCGGCAUUGAAGAAGUGUGUUCCUUGGGACGAGUGGACUUGGACUCAACCUUGCGCCUAAGCUAAUAACAUUUUUGUAACACAAUAAAAAUGAAUGGCAUUUAAAUA
Molecule: messenger RNA, 410 nt
Organism: Drosophila eugracilis
Lineage: Eukaryota; Metazoa; Arthropoda; Insecta; Diptera; Drosophilidae
Exons: 2
Coding region: 70-363 (97 amino acids)
Source: RefSeq, a predicted model, not a curated record